This is a messenger RNA of Teleopsis dalmanni, 952 nucleotides long. RefSeq lists its product as uncharacterized. The record is from RefSeq and is a predicted model, not a curated record. Bases 220 to 951 code for a protein of 243 amino acids. Lineage: Eukaryota; Metazoa; Arthropoda; Insecta; Diptera; Diopsidae. The transcript has 3 exons.
UCGAAUUGGCGAACAGUAAUUCUUGCCGUGCAUAAAUAUAAAGUGAAGUUCAAUAUUAAAAGAAAAUAAGUAAGCUAAGAUAAAUAUUAUAAAAUCUUAUGUUUCUGAAGGAUUUCAUGUACCACAAACAUUGGAUAUAUUUCGUUACACAAUUAUCUCAUUGAGUAUAAACACUAGCUAAUAGGUUUUUUAUUCAAACUGCUUUCCAUUUAAAACAAAAUGAGCUACGACGACUGUAAUGUGCUUACAACCAUUUACAAGAAUAAGCAAUCUGAAGUUACUGAAGAGUUUUUUAAAAAUAAACAGCUUCCAACAAAUGAAUUAUCGCAGAUUUGUAAGCCGAAGAAAAAAUUUACAAGGUAUAAUUUUAUGAAGGAGUUUUUAUCAACGGUACUAACAACGCAGGAUGGAGAAAAUUCUAGUUGCGUUGAAAAUUUGAUUAAUGAAGAUAUUACAUAUAAUGAUUUAUCUUUAUUAUGCGAUGAAGAUCUCAAAUUAAUUGGUAUAGAAAACAAAACCGAAAGAGAACAAUUGCUUAACUGUUUCAAUCAAUUGCCAAACCAACAAGAAAGUUUUGAUUAUGUCGUGAAUCAUGCUGAUGCAAAGGACUACAAUAAAAGGAUUUUAUUUUAUGCUUGUAAUCAUAUGAAUGCCAUGCGUUAUGCAGCAGCUGCAAACGGCAGUAAACUAAAUUUCGUUGAAACCGAUGAUGAAACAUUUAAUGGUAAACUAUACUUCUCUCGUUUAACCGAUGAAGCUAUUGAAAUAAUUAUGAAAGAAACAAAGGAAGUAGAGAAACACAUCAAAUAUUUAAAUCAGGUGUUAAAUGGAAAAGUCAACAAUAAGGAAGAGAUAUUUGGUUCAAAAAUUGAAUCUAAAACCAGCAAGCUGUUUAUUUUUGGUACUCUUAUUAUUUCUAGUGUGUUAUUGGGAAUAUAUUAUUUUAAAUAAA